Molecule: messenger RNA, 1821 nt
Organism: Plasmodium gonderi
Lineage: Eukaryota; Apicomplexa; Aconoidasida; Haemosporida; Plasmodiidae
Product: variable surface protein
Exons: 4
Coding region: 1-1821 (606 amino acids)
Source: RefSeq, a predicted model, not a curated record
AUGGGUGAUAAUAUAGUUCGUAAAGCUAUUGAACAAUUGAAAAACGAUGCUACUUUUAAUGAAACGAAGAACGAAGAGUUCUACUAUUUAUUAGAGGAUGAAACGGAAUUCAAUCGUAAGUAUGGCAAUUGUAGGUCAUUAAAAAAUGACAAAGCCAUUAUUAUUUGUGAUGUUGUUCAAAACACAAUAAAUGAGUGGGAUGAAUUUUUAGGAAGUUUUGAUUUAGAUAAGAAAAAGUGUUGUUAUUAUUUGAUAUAUUGGUUAUAUGGUAAAAUAAGUGAAAAUAAUUUUUCUAAUGAAACAAUUAAUUUGAUUUACUAUGAAUUUGAGAGAAUUUUAACGAAAAAAUGUUUUAAGGAUGAGGAUAAAGUAGAACUAUAUAAAAAAUUUGUAAAAUCGUAUGACGUGGAUGUAUUAAAGAAUAAAAAAGUGUUAUAUGAUUUUUUAGAACAUUUUAGUGAAUUAAAACGUUUAUUAGAAAAUAGUCUAAAUGAUGUGCAUAAAAAAAUAUUUUGUGACUAUAUAACAUAUGUCAUUAAUAUAUACCAAAAGAUUGAAUUGAACAAUGAUAGGGUAGAGUACUGUCCUGAAUUAAUUAAAUUCGAAGAAAAUUUUAAGAAUACAAAUGAGUUAGAUGUCAUAAGAAAUAAGUGCAGUGGUUCUAUAAAUUUAAAGAUUAAUGGAAAAAAUAAAGAAUUUUGUUUAGCAUUAGAUGGAAACCCCCAAGAAAGAGCAGCAGUUCAACGCAAGAAUGAGAAAAUUUUUAAUAAAAAAAAAUUCUUUGAUAAUAACUUAAAGGAUGUUCCUUAUAAUCAAAUGUACGAUGAAUUCAAUAAGGAAGAAGAUAAUGAAAAAUAUAAAGAAUAUUGCAAUGAUAUAAUUAAUUUGGAAUCAUAUUACAAUGGAAUUAAUAAUCUUUGUAAUAAACUCACGAGGAACUUAAUAAAUGUUUCUAACUUAGAAGAUGAAGCAAAACGCAACGAUGCAUGUUCAUAUUUUAUUCAUUGGUUAUAUGAUCAAUUAAUGAACCUAGAUUAUGUUAAAUCAGAUUAUAGACACAGCAACCCUGCAAUUAGAGGAAUUUAUGAUGUAGUUAUUAAAAUUAACAUGAGAGAAUUUAUGUAUACAGGGUGUUACGUCCACUUUGAUUAUACAUUAGAACAAUGGAAAGAUUGGAAAAUUUUGCAUGAUUAUUUCAAGAAUUGUGACUGUAUUAUUGUGGAGAAUACUGAUUUAAGUAAGGAAAAAUGCGAAAUAAAAUGUGAAGAUUUAUAUACAAUUAAUGAACUCUAUGGAAAAUACAUAAAACAGAGUUGCACAUUUUUUAGUAAUGAACAAUAUUUUGCUGAACACCCAGAAUUUUUUGAAUGCAAUCAAAAAUGUAAUCCAUACAACCUUUACAUACGCUUAAAGUGCAAUGAUAAAGAACCUAAUAAGAUAUUUAACAAAGUAAAUCCACCUGAAUCAAUUGAAUACUAUUCUAAAUAUUUGACAGAAAAAUCUGAGAAAGAACGCUUAUUAGAUGAAAAAAUUCCAAAUUCGUUUAUCACUUCAAUGGUAGGAGAUGACAUAUCAUAUCAUAAUCCUUUCUACACAAUUGUAUUGGCUACUUUUAGCUUAUUGGGGAUAUUUACACUUUUUUUCCUUUUUUACAAAUUCACUCCAUUUGGCACCUGGAUACAUAGAAAUAAUAGGAGUAAUAAAAAAUAUCAUUAUAAUCAUUACAAUAAAUUUAAAGGGGAAGUGUUAGAUAAAAAUUCACGACCAAAAUAUGUAAGCACUCGAAGGGGUAGAGUAAGCAUAGCCUACCAAAAUAGUUGA